AUGUUAGGAAUUCUUUCCUUUAUUUUGAUCCAAAUAAUUAAGACUUCAAAUUGUGACUCUUAUAGUGUAAAAGAAAUAGUGAUAUUGUCCUUAUCAAGUUAAGAAGUAGUGCAAAUUCCUUAUAAUGAACUUAUUUAAUCUUCUUCCUCAUUUAUCCUUUGUAAAAAAGAUGAAAAAAAUGAUAUCAAUGUAAUCGAUCCCAUCUAACAAAUUUUACAAUUUAACCAUAAUAUAGCAAAUGACCCAGUUAAGUAAUUGAAACAAUAUAAAACUUCAAAAAACAGAAUACCAAGAUAGUCUUCUAUUAUCAUUAUUUAACAUGAAAAUAUUUAGUUAGUGAAGAUUUAUUGGAAUAAAGACCCUGAAUUUGAAAUUGUUUAUCCUUAUACACAAAAAAUUUUGGUAAAUUUGGAAAUUUUAGAUAAAUUUAUUCUCAUUAAUUUCUAAACUGAAUCUGCAAAAAUGAAAAUAUAUCCUGAUAGAAUUGAAAAAAAUUUUCUUACAUUUGCAUGUCUACUUCCUGAAUUAACUGUUUAAAUUGAUGAUAUAAUUUUUAGUUCAAAUCAUAAUUAGUUAAAAUCCCAUAAAAAUUGGCAAGAGAUUAAUUUAUGUUCUAAUACUAAAAUAACUUUUUAAUGUAAAAAUAAAUCAAUAGAAAUCAAGAAUGAAAUCACAACUUUAUAAGUAUAUCCACCUUAAAAUUUAACAUUUAUUAGUGAAAAUAUAUUAGUCACAUUAGAUUUAUAGUAGACAAUGGCAGAAUGUUAGAUUUAUCCAAAAAUUUUGGCUUAUGAUUAUGAUUUGAUAAAGAAGAUAUUUGUUAUAAUAUCUCCUGAUAAAAUAGAAUAUGAUGGUGAGACAUAUAAAUGUGCAAUUGAAUCAAAGUAAAUACAAGUAUUUUUAACGAAAAGCUUUAUAAUUUUUCGUUAUGGAUAAGAGAUUCAGCUCUUUUCAAAAAAGUUACGUUUAAUAAGUACGAAAAACUUUGAUGAAGAUUUUUAAAUUCUGGCUAAUCAACUAGAAGAUUAAUUUAUUUUAGUAGAUAAAAUUCAUUAUUAGAAAUAUAUUUUACAUGAAAAUCCUUUCAUUGAAAUUAAUAGAAAAUAAAAUCAAUAGAUUUCUUUUCUAUAAGAUAUAUAUGAUAAAUAGAAUAAUCAAUAUUUAUAAUUAGUUAUGACAUUAGAUUAUUUUAAUAAUUUAGAUAAUUUGAAUAUUAGCAAAACUAUAGAAGUUGCUUUAAUAUAAUAUGAUAAAUAAAUAAAUAAUCAUCAAUUAAUAAAUUUAAAAUAAUGUAAUUAUGAUGAAUAAAUAAUGGGAUACCAAUUAUUUUAAUAAUAUAAUUAAUUGUUAAAGAUUUAUUCUUAUAAAGUUAAAGUAUUUGGUUUAGAUAGAUAUAAAAUUAUAUUUGCUUUUUCAAGUUCUUAUAUAUAUUUUGGAAUCAUUCAUGAUAAUAACUUGUAAUAAUUUAAAUAAUAUACAAUUUAAGAUGAAAUUAUUAAUAAUUAUAAUACUGCAUUCUAAAUAUAAGAUAAUAAGAUUAAUUACAUCCAUUGUACAAAUGUAUCCUGUUAUAUAUAUUAUGACAUUAUGAAGAAUUAUGAAUAAAAGAAAGCUAAAAAGUUUUAUUAAAAUAAAAUUUAAAAAGUAGUAUCUGAUAAUAACCAUUUCUAUUAAUUAAUAUCCAAAGAAGUCUUUAUUUUUCAGUUUGUUGAAGGAUAGGAAAUUUAAAAUUAAAAAUUAUAGAUAGAAGAAGAAGUUUUAGAUAUAUUUGCAUCUCCAAAAAAAAAAGAUUAUUUGUUUGUUUAAACUAAAACUAGUAGAUUAUAUUUUUAUAGUAUAUCCUAUCCAUUUUAAGAUUUGAUUUAAGUUUUCUAAUUAAAUUAUGAUGAAUUUUUAGAUUUUAUUAUUUUUGAGAAUUAUUUUCUAAUCUUAAUUAAGGAAAAGCAUUAAAUAAUUUGCAAUGUUUAUAAUUACAAAAAUGAAGUAAACAUCUUUUUAUAAAGACAAUUGCCGAUAAAAAUUUUUAAAGAGAUUAAUUUUGAUGAACUAUAAGUAGAUUAUGACUAAAAUACAUUAUAUAUAAAAGGGUAAUUAAGUUAAUCAGAUGAACAUGCUAUUAUAGCAUAUAGAAUUGAUACUAGAAUAGAAUUAUCUAUUUAAUUUAUUUCAAAAUUAAAAUCUAAAAUUAGUUAUUUAUUACCAAUUUCAGAUAGAAUGACUUUAAAAUUCGAAGAUAAAUUAAACUUUACUUCAAUCUUUUAUAAUGGAGAUAAAGAAACUAGUUGUUUAAUAAAAAAAUUUUAAGAGGAUGACAUAGAUGAAGAUGAUUCUUUCUCUGAAACAGAAAGUGAGAUAGAAAGUGAUGAUACUUUAUCUUUAGAUGAAAAUUAUCAAUUUUCUACAAGUUCCUUUCUUAGUAUAUCCUCUGCUGAAGGAUUGCUUAUUCUAGGAAUAUAAUCUAUCUAUGGUAGAAGAAGACCUGAAAAUAUUGAUGGUUUUUAAACACUAUGA
Messenger RNA from Paramecium pentaurelia, 2511 nucleotides. The record is from the annotation of a GenBank genome assembly. NCBI's taxonomy places the organism in Eukaryota, Ciliophora, Oligohymenophorea, Peniculida, Parameciidae.